Molecule: messenger RNA, 633 nt
Organism: Lichtheimia ornata
Lineage: Eukaryota; Fungi; Mucoromycota; Mucoromycetes; Mucorales; Lichtheimiaceae
Exons: 7
Coding region: 1-633 (210 amino acids)
Biological process (GO): exocytosis
Cellular component (GO): recycling endosome
Molecular function (GO): GTPase activity; GTP binding
Source: RefSeq, a predicted model, not a curated record
AUGAGCCGUGAAGACGAAUACGAUUAUCUUUUCAAAGUUGUUCUUAUUGGAGACUCGGGUGUCGGCAAGACCAACUUGCUUGCCCGCUUUACCCGGAACGAAUUCAACCUUGAAUCCAAGAGUACCAUUGGUGUCGAAUUUGCUACUCGUAGCGUUCAAGUUGACAACAAGACUGUAAAGGCUCAAAUUUGGGAUACGGCGGGUCAGGAACGGUAUCGUGCGAUCACAAGUGCGUAUUAUCGUGGAGCUGUCGGCGCUUUGCUGGUCUAUGACAUUGCCAAAUACGCUACAUAUGAAAAUGUGACUCGUUGGCUCAAGGAAUUACGAGAUCAUGCCGACUCCAAUAUUGUCGUCAUGUUGGUGGGUAACAAGAGCGAUUUGAGACAUUUGCGUGCUGUCCCCACCGAGGAAGCAAAACAAUUUGCUGCUGACAAUGGACUCUCAUUCAUUGAAACAUCCGCCCUGGAUUCAAGCAAUGUUGAGCUUGCGUUUCAACGCAUCUUGACAGAAAUCUACCGCAUCGUCUCCAACAAGGCGCUUGAAUCAUCGGGUGAACAAAUCAAACCCACUGCUGGUGAGACCAUCUCUGUGUCUCAACAACAGAAUGAGCAAAAGCAAGGUGGCUGCUGCUGA